AGACGGAUUCGCCAGCUUGAACAUUCUCCUUGACAGUAGUAGACAGUGUGUCAACACUUUGUAGUGAAGGACCGCAAUGGAUCUUCAGGAAUACUUCAGAAGGAUUGGGUUCGGCGGGACGUACGAGAAACCCGAUCUGGCCACGCUCCGCACCGUCCACGAGCUGCACGUGAUGAGCGUUCCCUUCGAGAACCUCAGCAUCCACUGUGGAGAGAGGAACACCAUGGACCUGCAGAUCAUUUAUGAGAAGAUUGUGAGAAACCGUCGUGGAGGAUGGUGCUGUGAAAACAACCUGCUCUUCUCCUGGGUGCUGAGAGAGAUGGGCUACAAAUACACCACGCUGGGCUCUAGAGUCUUCAAAACGUUCAAAAAUGACUUCGGCCCCAUGGAUUCACACCUCAUUAACAUGGUGGAGAUCGAAGGCAAGCCGUAUAUCGCAGACGUGAGUUUUGGACUGUUGUACCAAAUCUGGCACCCGUUAGAAAUGAUCGCAGGGAAAGAUCAAGAGCAGCCGGCGGGGAUUUUCCGCCUGUUGAACGACGGUGAGAAGUGGAUGCUGGAGAAGACUGGAAGGAAGCCGCUGGUCCAGAAUGAAGCCUUCGCCAAUUCCAGCCUCAUUACCAAGCGCCUGACGACGAUGCUGUACUCUUUUGUGUUAACACCGCGUGAGAUUGACCAUUUUCUGAACACAAGCGAGUACCUGCAGACCAGCCCCGAGUCUCUGUUCACCCAGAAAUCCAUUUGUUCCCUCCAGACCCCCACUGGAUUCAGAGCUCUGAUUGGUUGGACCUUCAGUGAAGUCACAUUUAACCCUGAGGAAGACACGGACAUGUAUGAGAUGAGAGAUCUAUCUGACAGCGAGAUAGAGACUAUACUCAAGGAAAAGUUUAAUAUCGUUUUAGUUAAUAAACUGACACCAAUAAACAACAAAACUGCAAAUAAUCUGUAGAACAUGGUGUGUACACAAUGUGCAGAUUUUUGUAUAAGGCCCUAGAUCAUAUUCUCAGUCUUUUUGGGCAAACAAACCCAAUUUUAAUAUAGCUUUACACAGAUUAUAAUCUGAAAAGUGGGCCGUCGUUCGCACCACAACUCUGCCACACAUGAUUCCGCUUGUAAAUCCAUAUUCAGUCAUCGUUUCAGCAUAUUUAUGUUAGUUUUCAUGACUUCUGUUGCUCCAGUGAGUCAAAGUAACUAGGGACAACUUUAAUUUUCCCUCUGACGGAAUCUAUAAAGGUUCCAGAUAAAACCUUACAACAAAGAGUUUUCCUAUUAAAUGUGUUUUGGGUAUUUUGUAGAAGCUAAGAACCCUUAAUUAUCCAAUUAAACCUUGAA
Ictalurus punctatus (channel catfish) is the source of this 1332-nucleotide messenger RNA. RefSeq names its product arylamine n-acetyltransferase pineal gland isozyme nat-10 (gene ary1). The record is from RefSeq and is marked provisional. Gene Ontology annotation, molecular function: acetyltransferase activity. Lineage: Eukaryota; Metazoa; Chordata; Actinopteri; Siluriformes; Ictaluridae.